AUGGUGAACCUGUUGAAGGACGUGAUGGUGAGGGCCACUCUCGAUCUACUUUUGAUGUUUCUCGUGCUUUUGUGGACGCUAAACGAUAUCCGUGGAUCACCGGUAUCUCAUCAUGACAACUGUAAGAUGGGGAUAAACUGCCAUCUCCCCAAUUGCCUGUGUCGGUCGUACGACACCCCCGGGGAUCUGAACAAGACCCACAUCCCGCAGAUCGUCCUCUUCACGUUCGAGGGACCGUUGGAUGCCAGAGCCUAUAAGAUGUACCAGGAACUUUUUCCGAGUACCCGAAGGAACCCAAACGGCUGUCCUGCCCGCAUCACCCUGUUUCUUCAGGGCAACACAACUGACUACUCUCUGGCCGCCGACAUGUAUGAGAGAGGGGUUGCUGAGUUAGGGGUUAGCUCAAUGUCCACCCAGCCCAAGGACUACUGGCAGAAUGUCAGCUACGACACCCUCCGCGACGAGGUGUAUGCUCAAAAAAUGCUCAUACACAAACGAGGUAACGUACCUUUACCAGACAUCAAGGGCUACAGGAGCCCAUAUUUACAGCCCUCUCACGCUCUGUACGAAAUGCUUGGAAAUGUGUCGUUAGGAUUUGAGUAUGACUCGUCGCUAGCUAUUCUUAAAAGCCGGUUAGGAGAAGAUGUCGAAUGGCCGUUCACGCUGGAUUUUGGCUUCCAGAAGGCGUGUGACGUGCCUCCGUGUCCCACGUUUCCACUGAUGGGCGUUUGGGAGUUCCCUGUUUACUCACUUAUCGACCUCGAUGGUUUUCCCAAUGUGGAUCACUCGAAAUUCUUCCCGCUUCGCGACAGGGCUGCGUUUCGCUACCUAGUACAGAACUUCAGGACAUUCUACAGGCGGAAUAAAACACCGUUCAUACUGAAUCUGCGUCCUGAAUGGUUUUAUCACAACCAUACAAUGAGCGCCACAAAAAGGUUUCUCGACAGACUAUUAAGCUUGCCAGAAAGAGACAUCUACCUGUUGGCGCUUAGCGAUGCUCUGGAGUGGGUGAAGAGUCCCAGAGACACACCAGACUCCACGAACUUCACAGCCUGGAAGUGCUCCCGGGCAGACAUCGAUCCCGCCCCAGUGGCGCCUCCCACUCCUGGAACCGCCAAACCCUCCAAGGAGCCGUGGUGUCUGUCCAUCAACGGUGUGGUCAAGUGUGAGGAGAGAAAUCCGCCGAUAACAGCAGCUGCAACAACAGAAACAACAACAACCCAAUCCUCCCCUUCUGCACCUCCAUCUUCAACCAAGAGUGCAUCAACAAACACUUUACCAACGACAUCAAGUCUUAAGAAUCACACAUUAUGCCCUACGGAUGCUGUGAUGUACUGGGAUGAUGCAUACCUUGCAUUGUUCAAUACGAACAUUAUGGCAGACAUUGACAUUGGUGACCAGGCGUUCGACGACGCCCAAGAGGACAACAUCAUCGACGACGAACAGACCACUCUCCGUGCAGGUGGUGAUGUCCAGAUCGGGGUGGUUCCCGAGCAACAAACCUUGGAUGUGGACCUCAAAUCCCAAGAUGGAAGGCUGUUAGUGUUCACCGUGAAUGAAUAUUAA
Messenger RNA from Liolophura sinensis, 1566 nucleotides. Its product is annotated as chitin deacetylase 7-like. The transcript is spliced from 2 exons. The record is from RefSeq and is a predicted model, not a curated record. NCBI's taxonomy places the organism in Eukaryota, Metazoa, Mollusca, Polyplacophora, Chitonida, Chitonidae. Bases 1 to 1566 code for a protein of 521 amino acids. Gene Ontology annotation, biological process: carbohydrate metabolic process.